AUGGUUACCUUUGAGGCAUACCAGCUCACCUGCUUCGAUCAUCUCUUCUCUCUCUUCUACGGUGGAUGUGCUCUAUCAUUCCAUAUCUCUUGUCCCGAGGAAGCAGUCCCAAUAUUGUGUGGAGGUUUGGAACGCCUUGUUUCUCAUUUGCCCUUUCUAGCUGGAAAGGUCAGCCAGAGUGGGAAAAUAGCGGGGGUCCAUCCUAUUCCUACCACCACCUCUGGCAGCUCGCCGCCAAUUGCUGUCGUACGGCAUUUUCCCAAGCUACGCCUUCUUUGCAAGCCCGGCUCCCGCAGUCAACUCUGCAGGGAUUAUAUACGUGAUGAAUCACUCAUUCUUGCGCCCUAUGAACUAUGUUCUCUCGCCGGCACUCCGGUGGCAAGAUUCCAAAUCAAUGUUCUCGCGGACGGUAUCAUUUUGGUCCCCUGGGUCAACCAUAUGGCAAUCGAUGGUAUUGGCGUCGACAAUAUGACCAGAGCCUUGUCCAUCUGCUGCCAGGCAGAUAAUAAUCCCCUAAAGGCUCGUCAACUGCCGACUGAUCCUUCUGUAGAGGCAGACACAAGGGCAGUUCUGGCGAAUUUCGCUAGGAGCCAGACGAAUACCAUCACAAACUCAGGAACGGAGACAGAUGGCCCUCCUACUCUGGGAGAAGGAGAGAACAAUGUAUCUUCUCUUGUUGACUACAAUUUCUGCUUUGCGGCCUCCAAGGUUCAAAGGCUAAGGAAUUGUGUCCGGAGUCUCUGGCCUGAGAACAAAGACAGCGAUCAACCGAUCCCGCGGAUCUCAUGCGAUGAUAUUGUCACCGUAUUUAUCUGGAUAGCUUUGACUUCUCUCCGACAAGAUGGGAUGAGUAUUAAUCAUGGUACAAUGAAGUCCACCCUCACCAGGGCUGUAGAUAUCCGCAACCGAUUCAGCAACCCAAUUCCUAGCACCUACUUCGGCAACUGUGUUGUGCUCUUGAAGGAGAGCCUUCCACUUGAAGUGCCGCAAUGGAGAAAUACUCUUCCUGGCGAUGAUGACCAAAAGUCAUGCAGUACUCUUGCGCCUGUUCUCCACCGGGCAGCAGACGUUCUACGUUCACGUCUCCAAAGCCUUGACGAUCAGUACAUCCGUGAAAUCUUCUCAUCGCCACACCUCCCCGAUGCUGAUCCCGGUCCCAAUGUCUUCGUGAGCAGUCUCCGUCAUUUGAGCUCCUACAAGCAUGAUUUCGGGCCAGUACUCGGACAAGCAAAUGGAUUCCACUUGCUACCAUACAUGCGCCCAGAUGGUGUUUGUACCAUCAUGCCUAAGCGGCCCGACCAAGACGAUUGGGAAAUUAUGGUAACUUUGAACCCAAAGGAUAUGGAGCUCUUACGUCAAGAUUCCUGGUUUCAGUGGAUGUCGCAAACCACGACGCCGAUCACCUUAUUUGAAUCACUUUGA
Penicillium brasilianum is the source of this 1422-nucleotide messenger RNA. NCBI's taxonomy places the organism in Eukaryota, Fungi, Ascomycota, Eurotiomycetes, Eurotiales, Aspergillaceae. The record is from the annotation of a GenBank genome assembly.